AGCUGCUGCAGGCACACAGGUCAGUGGCUGCACUGGAAGGGACAAGCUUUUGUUUUUUCCAGCUGCCAGCUGCCACUGGCAGUGAUGAAUCUGCUGUACCUCUUCAUCCUGCUGGCUGUGUACAGGCCUGCACAUGGCACUUGGGACACCUGCAGGUAUGGCCCCAUGCUCUGGGAGGGUGCUUGUCCCCCACUGCCACACCCCAAACCCCAUGUGGGAGCCUCCUUGCCAGCCCCCAGCUGCUGGGGCAGCAGGAGCCAGCGUGGGCAGCUGCAGGGCAGGGCAGUAAUGACUUCCUGCUUGCAGUGGCACCUGCGGGCACCGGCCCAUGGCUUCUGACUUCAACUCCAUAGCUUCUGACUUCAGCAUCAUGGCUGGCACAGGUGCCCAGCCAGGGGCCUGGCCCUGGAUUGUCAGCAUCCAGGACCCCGAGAAAAUAGGCUCUGGCCAUACAUGUGGAGGGUCCCUCAUCAGCCCCCAGUGGGUCCUCACAGCAGCUCACUGCUUCCAAAAGGCCAGGAACAUCAGCCUGUGGCGUGUGCUCAUCGGGGCCACCCAGCUGAGCCGUCUGGGCCCCGAGGCCCAGGUGCGCCACAUCAAGCAGCUGCUGGUGCACCAGCAGUACACGGCAGAGUCCCAGCAGAACGACAUUGCCCUGCUGCAGCUGGACCAGCCCGUGCAGUGCAGUGACUAUGUGCAGCUGGCCUGUGUGCCCAACGCCUCCAUCACAGUGUCAAAGCUAAAAUCCUGCUACGUGGCUGGCUGGGGUUCUGGCAGUCCAAAAGCUCAGGGUGUGAGUGAUGUCCUGCAGGAAGCCAAGGUCCGUCUCCUGGAUAACCAGCUCGUCAACAGCAGCCGCUGGUACUCUGGGGCCAUCCACACCCACAACCUGUGUGCUGGCUACCCACGGGGUGGCAUGGACACCUGCCAGGGUGACAGUGGAGGGCCUCUGGUGUGCAAAGAUAACAGUGCCAGCUACUUCUGGCUCGUGGGAGUGACCAGCUGGGGAAAAGGCUGUGCCAGGGCAAAACGGACGGGAGUCUACACCUCCACUCAGCACUUCUACGACUGGAUCCUGGUGCAGAUGGGCCCGUGCCCAGCUGUAACAGCCACUUCAGCACCAGAGUCACACUGCCUCUCAACCCCUCUUGAGCAGCCAGAGCCAAGGCCAUCAGAGUCAGGCUGCUCUACUCCCACUCCACUUCCAGAGACAACUGAAACAACCACUCCAAUGCCAGAGCCAACCUUCAGCUCAGCCCCCUGUGAGAAACCAGAGGGAGAGCCAGCACCAACAGAAUCAGGCUGUUCUGGCUCAACUCCCUGUGAGAAACCAGAGGGAGAGCCAGCACCAACAGAAUCAGGCUGCUCCAGCUCAUCCCCCUGUGAGGAACCAGAGGGAGAGCAAACACCAACAGAAUCAGGCUGCUCUGGCUCAUCCCCCUGUGAGGAACCAGAGCCAGAGCCAGCACCAACAGAAUCAGGCUGCUCCAGCUCAUCCCCCUGUGAGGAAACAGAGGGAGAGCCAGCACCAACAGAAUCAGGCUGCUCCAGCUCAUCCCCCUGUGAGGAAACAGAGGGAGAGCCAGCACCAACAGAAUCAGGCUGCUCCAGUUCAUCCCCCUGUGAGGAACCAGAGGGAGAGCAAACACCAACAGAAUCAGGCUGCUCUGGCUCAACCCCCUGUGAGGAACCAGAGCCAGAGCCAGAACCAGAACCAGAGCCAGAACCAGAGCCAGAGCCAGAGCCAGGACCAAUAGUAUCAGGCUGCUCUACUCCCACUCAUCACCCAGAUGUGACAGCCAUGCCAGCACCAGAGACCUCAUCCCCCUCUGAGCAGCCAACACCAACACAAUCUCUCCUGCCCUCUUCACACAAGUAUCCAUACAAGAUAUUGGAGCAAUUCUUAACUCAGGUGCACCAGAUGCUGCUGGACAUCAUAGGGAAAAAGGCACAAGCAGGAGGAUGAACAGGACCCUGUGCAGGCUGCAGUGGACCAUGACCAUUUCGUACUGCAGCAGUGCCUGCUGAUGCAAAGGCAGCCUCAGGGUCAAAGGUGUCCUCUGUCCUGCCCAUCUUCCUCCUCUGCAUGCACACAAAUGCUGAAAUUGAUUUAGUUGUGGAAAUAAAGCUGACUGUUACCACUGUUAGCAUGUGUUUGCAGUCCAGUUCAGUAUCCUGUGCAAGACAAGGAGUCCCAAGCCAGGCACCAGCAAAACAAAGCCAUGAUGGGAGAAGGGAACACAGGUCACAGGGGGAUACAGCUCUCAAGGACUGCAGCUGGGCACACUGCUUUAUGCUGCCCAUCACUGGGAUCCCUGGGUGUGGACUUGAAAUUGGACUCUCUUGUGACUCAGGAGAGAUUCUGAAGAUUGGCCAGACACAGGCUGAGGAGGAGUUUCACAGCCAGGAGUUCCACAGCCAGUUCUGAGCAGUGGGGAGGCAGAAGAGCCUGGUGCCACCCCCACACUGUGACACAUGAACUGUGCACAGCAGAGCCUGGUGCCACCCCCACACUGUGACACAUGAACUGUCCACAGCAGAGCCUGGUGCCACCCCCACACUGUGACACAUGAACUGUCCACAGCAGAGCCUGGUGCCACCCCCACACUGUGACACAUGAACUGUCCACAGCUCCCCUGCAGACACUGCUGGCACUCAGGCUGACUCCACAUCUGUCACACACACAAGGGAUAUUUUGGCAAGGUGCCUCAUGUUCCCCUACACUGAGCAUCUUUACCACUCUUUCUCUGAGCCACAUCUCUGUACUAAGGCUGGACAGCAAACACUGGGUUAUGUUCCAAGGUAAAUUAAAACAUACCAGAAUCUCCUCAGUGUCCUUUAGUGUUUUCAGUCUUCUCUUCAUUCUGCUUCUGAGGCUGAGAUCUCUGUCACCCUGAGAAGAGCCAUUCCAGGAGCACUGCACACCAUCACCUGUUCAAGAGGCAAGCAGCUCCCCAAAGCAGAGCAGAGAAACUCAGGCAAGAAAGGGGCAGGCAAGCCACAGUGGGGGAUGGAUGUGCAAGGCAAGGCAAGAGAUGGGUCUGCAAGGCAAGAGAAGGGAGGGGUAAGGCAAGGGAGGUUAAGGCAAGAGAAUUGUAUGCAAGGCAGGCAAGGCAGGGGUAGGGAAGGCAAGACAAAGGAAUUUUUAUCUGGAAACAGAAGAAAAUGGUUGCUGGGUUUCAUGUUCACAUCGAAGGAUAUCAACACCACCAUGCAAAAGAGCUGUGAGCUUUCCUUUCCUUUCAGUGCAUGUCACAUUCUUUCCAUCAUGCUCAGCUUCUGAACCAAAAUUAACUGUAUCAAGUGUAAAUACUGGUCACAAAAUGUACCCUCUC
This is a messenger RNA of Catharus ustulatus (Swainson's thrush), 3335 nucleotides long. Its product is annotated as acrosin-like. The coding region runs from base 329 to 1966 and encodes 545 amino acids. The record is from RefSeq and is a predicted model, not a curated record. Lineage: Eukaryota; Metazoa; Chordata; Aves; Passeriformes; Turdidae. Gene Ontology annotation, molecular function: serine-type endopeptidase activity. The transcript is spliced from 4 exons. Gene Ontology annotation, biological process: acrosome reaction; proteolysis.